Molecule: messenger RNA, 4632 nt
Organism: Onychostoma macrolepis
Lineage: Eukaryota; Metazoa; Chordata; Actinopteri; Cypriniformes; Cyprinidae
Gene: znf362a
Product: zinc finger protein 362a
Exons: 9
Coding region: 668-2029 (453 amino acids)
Biological process (GO): central nervous system development; regulation of transcription by RNA polymerase II
Cellular component (GO): nucleus
Molecular function (GO): RNA polymerase II cis-regulatory region sequence-specific DNA binding; DNA-binding transcription factor activity, RNA polymerase II-specific
Source: RefSeq, a predicted model, not a curated record
UAGAAUUUUUUUCGACAUUUGCAUGAUGCGUUGAAGCGACGCUAGCAGUCAUUCGAGUGAGCAAAAAGUUCAAAUAAAAGAAAAAAAAUCAAAAGCGGACGCAUGUUGCAAAAAUGUUGCAUCUGCACGCUAGUGCAUAAUUGCGUCACGAUAGAAAUGUUACAUUUUCGCUGAAGAGAUGCGCGUGUGUUUCCAUCUGCGUGAUUUGUUCGCAUCGCAUGAUUGUUGUAGGAAGUCUCUCGUUUUUUUUUUUUUCCUCUUUUUUUCUCCUCCAGCCGGGCUAUUCAAACCUGCAGAUCUAAGUAAACAAUCAUUCGCGCACUUAAUGCAAAUAAUGCGGCGUUUUACGCGUCGCUCUUUUCAUCUGAAAUCACACGCUUUAUUUUUGUGGCUAAAAUUUUUGGGAUCUGCAGAAUAUGGCGCCCUGUCCUUAUAAAAAUAAGACAGGCUGCCAUUUUUGUUUUCCUUUUGUCUGAAAUUUUUAAUAAAACUGUCUGAGAAUGUGGGAGAGGCAGACACCGGGGACCUGGACUUUCAGAAGCCACGAAACGCGUCCGUUCGCCUCCGUUAUUUUGCGACUGUUUUUAAUUUGACGUUUGAUCAAAGGCGACGUGCUUUAAUUGAGAAUAUUUUCAAGGAUGCGGAUAGAAUAAAAGAAAAAGUUGAAAUGGCAGAACCUCGAUUUAAUAAUCCAUACUUCUGGCCUCCUCCACCAUCUAUUCCUGGUCAGUUGGAUAACCUCGUGCUGAUCAACAAGAUCAAAGAACAGCUCAUGGCGGAGAAAAUCAGACCUCCACACCUGCAGCCCACUUCGGUCCCUUCCCAGCAGCCCUUGCUGGUGCCACCCACGGCCACAGAAGGUGGGCAGCACAAUAUAUCAACGCCUAAGCUGCAGCAGAUGCCGGGCCUCCAUGCUCACAGCACCACCCAGCCCGACAUCGCCCUACACGCUCGACCCGCCUCCAGCACCGUCGCAGGUCGUAUUCUGGGUGACGUAAACUUGAAUCUGGACGAUAAAACAGCUAUUAAAGCAAGAGGAUUGUGGGAAGACUGGCAUUUGCGGCAAAUCAUAGACCAGCCAUCCAGAGCGAAUCAUCUGUCAGGACUGUCGCUGACGUCUUCUCGAACUGCCAACCACAACACAUCAGAGAGCGUGACGCUGAGCACCCCAACCACUCCAACCACCAGCAGUCAGACGCGUCAGGGAGGCGCUCCUUCCCCACACUUCAUCUCAGGACUGUCUGGUGGGCCAGGGAUGGACAUUAUCAAAAACAGCGGAGGACUGGCAGGACUGCUGGGUCCUCCUCCGAAGAGCAUAGGACGAGGUCGCAAAAAGAUCAAAGCCGAAAACCCCUCUGGGCCGCUCUUAGUCGUUCCCUACCCAAUCCUGGCCUCUGGAGCCGACCAAUCAACUGUCAGCAUCACUGCCAAAGAGGGCAAAACCUACAGAUGUAAAGUGUGUCCGCUGACGUUCUUCUCCAAGUCAGACAUGCAGAUACACUCCAAGUCCCACACGGAAGCAAAGCCACACAAGUGCCCUCACUGCACCAAGUCCUUCGCCAACGCAUCCUACCUGGCCCAACACCUGCGCAUCCACCUGGGAGUGAAGCCGUAUCACUGCUCCUACUGCGAGAAAUCCUUCCGCCAGCUCUCACACUUACAGCAGCACACCAGAAUCCACACAGGUGACCGGCCAUAUAAAUGUCUCCAACCAGGCUGUGAAAAGGCCUUCACACAGCUCUCCAAUCUGCAAUCUCACCAGAGGUCACAUAAUAAAGACAAGCCUUACAAGUGCUCCAACUGUUACCGUGCUUACUCUGACUCCGCCUCCCUCCAAAUCCACUUGUCGGCUCACGCAAUCAAAAACGCCAAGGCUUUUUGCUGCAGCAUGUGUGGACGAGCCUACACCUCAGAGACCUACCUUAUGAAACACAUGUCUAAGCACACGGUGGUAGAACAUCUGGUGAGUCAACACUCACCACAAAGGACCGAAUCGCCCAGCGUUCCCGUUCGCAUUUCCCUCAUCUGAGCACGCUGGUCCUGGACCAGCCCACGGUCGCUCAGUCUUUCCAAACCUUGGCAUAAGCAAGCAAAAUCGCCUGUUCUCGGUGGUUUGACGUUUAUUUUUGUGUGUGUGAGUGUGUGUGUGUUUGUUAGUUUGUUUCGGUUUUUGAGAACAUUCCAACAUGUAUUAGACUGUGUGGAUAGAGGCUCAAACACAGCAGCGCUUUAGCAAGUUUCUAUUACACACAUUCCUCUUCUCCGACUCAUUUUUGAGUUGAGAGGGAAUAAUCGGGAAAUCCAAAGAUGGUUUCACAGCACUUUCAGGCCACACAGUUUUGGCUUUAAAUGUUUCUGGUCUGUUACGACAAUAAAGGCAUUGCUCUUGGCAGCUAAACGUUUGGGACUGUAGGUAUUAUGCAUUAUAAAAUCAGAAGACGUACGUUGUAUGUUUAAAGCUUGGACCAAGUCCAGUACCUCCUCUCAUAUUUUUCUAUGCUGUCUGGGGAAAAAGAAAAAUCCCCUUCUUUUGGGCAACUCGAGUCGGUUUAGAGACCAAUGGUCUUGUGUUUUGGUAAUGUCAAUCAUAUUCAAUAUUUUUCUUUCAUAUUAAAACAUUUCCUCGCUUGUAGGGAAAUCUGACUGAAAAUAGCUUUAGCAUUAAAUGUUAACUUCUCAAAAGGACUGUUAUAAAUCUGACUUUAUAGACAAAUCAGCACAUUUAGAUGUUUGGGAGAUUAAUCCUUUAGUGCUUUACAAAUUCUUGUAGUCUGGUGCCAAAAAUGGAAUUUGAAAAUGGUUUUCAAAAGAUUCUGAUGUUUCAGAAUGGACACGUAUAGUGUUUAAAAUGAACACUUUAAAAAAAGUGUGCCGAUUCAAACCCCCUGCGUUAUGUUACGAUUGUCAGCAUGCAUUUGACAUUCUAGAUGGGUGAAAACUUCCAAGAAAUGUUCAAACUUUUAUAUUUUGAAUAAAAGAAAAUGAAGGCUUUUUAUUUUUUGCAUAAGAGGUAUGUCUAAACUACAAAUCUGUAAGAUUUUUAAUGUUUUUUUAAAUAAGUUUUUAUGCUCAUCAAGGAUGUAUCUAUUUGAUCAAAAAUACAAAAAAGUCAUUUUGUAAAAUAUUAUUUCUAUUUAAAAUAAGUUUACUGUUUUAAUAUACUUUAAAAUGUAAUUUAUUCCUGUGAAGCAAAGCUGAAUUUUCAGCAUCAUUAUUCCAGUCUUCAGUGGCACAUGAUCCUUCAGAAAUCAUUCUAAUAGGAAGAUUUAUAAUCAAUGUUGGAAACAGUUGUGCUGCUUAAUAUUUUUGGGACUUGUGAUACUUUUUUACAUUUACUUUGCAUUUACAUUUAGUCAUUUAGCAGACACUUUUAUCCAAAGCAACUUACAAAUGAGGACAAUGGAAGCAAUUUUUCAGGAUUCUUUGCUAAAUAAAUAGUUAAAAAAGAACAGCGUUUAUUCAAAAUAGAAAUUUUGUGUUACAAUAUACACUACGGUUCAAAACUUUGGGGUCAGUAAAUUUGUUCUUUCUUUUUUUUGUUUUAAGAAAUUAAUAUUUUGGAUAAAACGUGAUAGAAAGACUUAUAUUGUUCGAAAAUAAUACUAUUUUGAAUAAGUGCUGUUCUUUUUAACUUUGUAUUCAUCACAGGUUCCAAAAAAAAUAUUAAGCAGCACAACAGUUUGAUAACACUGAUAAUAAAUCAGCAUAUUAGAAUGAUUUCUGAAGGAUCAUGUGACACUGAAGACUGGAGUAACAAUGCUGAAAAUUCAGCGCUGCAUCACAGAAAUAAAUGAUCUUAUAAAGUAUAUUAAAAUCGGAAACCAAUAUUAGAAAUUGCAAUAAUAUUACUGUUUUUUCCUGCAUUUUUGAUCAAAUAAAUACAGCCUUGAUGAGCAUAAGAUGAAGAGCAGAAGAAGACUGAUUCCAAACGUAUAUUUUAAUAUUAGUAUUAAUAUUAUAUUAUUUUUGUUUUGGGUGAAUUGUAUGGAACAAUCGGAAAAAUGCAAAAACAAAAAAAUCUUAUUGGUCCUCAGAAAAUAGGCUUCAUUUUCUAUUGUUCAAAAUAUAUUUCAGUGUUUUUUUUUCUUUUGAUUAUGGGGUGAAAUAUGACCUGGACAUGUUCUUGUGAGAUUCAGCCGUUAUAAAUUUUACACAGGCGAGAACAAUAUUGGGGAAAAAAGCUGUAGAGUUGCCCAUGAGAUUUGUGUAGCUGUAUCAACGUCUAGAAUACCUCCUCGGCUUAUUAUUCAUGUUUAUACUUAUUACCAUGUUGAAAUAUUAACAACUAACAUGUUAAUUUUACACAUUUUAAGCCUUAACCAUUUUAUCACUAGUUGUUUACCAUUACAUUUUAUAUAUAUUUUAUACCAUAUUGGUGUUUACUUGUGUACUCAGUACUUUUCUGUAAUUUUAUUUCCUAGCAUGAACAUGCUGUAAAUAAACUAUACAGUACUUAAGUGUUAACCAGUUUAUAUAAAAUGACUACAUGUCUAGUUAUAAUAAAAUAUACCUUUUUAAUUGUCUUCAAUUGUGGUACUCUAUAAGGUUUGCCUUGGCUGCUACAUGCAAAGUCAAGACACGGAGAGGGAACAGACUUUGUAAAAGUAAGCAAAUAAAUAAAUGAGAAAAUUC